AUGAUUUCUCUAUCUGGUAAAGUGAUUGCCAUUACCGGCGGCGCCUCUGGCAUCGGGCGCAGUACUGCGAUACUCGCUGCGUCUCUCGGGGCCAAAGUGUCCAUUGCCGACCUGCAGCAAGAAGGCCUGGAUGCUGUAGCCCAGGAAAUCAAGAGCGCCGGUCACGGCGAUGUAUUUUCAAUGGCCAUUGACGUCCGCAAGGCUAGCACAGUGGACACCUGGAUCCAAGAGACGGUCAAAUGGGGAGGGAGACUCGACGGUGCAGCCAACCUGGCAGGAGUCAUUGGGAAGUCUAUCGGGCUGAAGGGGGCAAGUAUGGUCAAAGAUAUAGACAGCGAAGAAUGGGACUUUGUCAUGGACAUCAACCUGAAAGGCCUGAUGCACUGCCUGCGAGCCGAACUGCAGGUCAUGGCCGACAAUGGCUCGAUCGUGAAUGCAUCCAGUAUUGCUGGCAUCAUGGGAAUGGAACGAAACGCUGCGUACUCUGCCAGUAAACAUGGCGUCAUCGGACUUUCACGUUCUGCCGCCAAGGAGGCCGGCGAGCAGAACAUUCGAGUCAAUUGCAUUGCACCCGGUGCCAUCCAAACACCCAUGCUGGCGCAAUCGAAUAAAAUCAAUGGCAAUGUCAGCGUUAAACAGUCAAACAUUGCGUUGACUCGAAAUGGUGUGCCAGAGGAACCGGCGAAUCUGAUUGUCUUUCUUUUGAGCGAAGCUUCGUCGUUCAUCUCCGGUGCGGUAUAUUCGAUCGAUGGCGGCUGGGCGUGUUAG
Messenger RNA from Aspergillus versicolor CBS 583.65, 768 nucleotides. Its product is annotated as SDR family NAD(P)-dependent oxidoreductase. NCBI's taxonomy places the organism in Eukaryota, Fungi, Ascomycota, Eurotiomycetes, Eurotiales, Aspergillaceae. The transcript has 3 exons. The record is from RefSeq and is a predicted model, not a curated record. Bases 1 to 768 code for a protein of 255 amino acids. Gene Ontology annotation, molecular function: oxidoreductase activity.